Messenger RNA from Daktulosphaira vitifoliae (grape phylloxera), 890 nucleotides. Its product is annotated as flightin. The record is from RefSeq and is a predicted model, not a curated record. Lineage: Eukaryota; Metazoa; Arthropoda; Insecta; Hemiptera; Phylloxeridae. The transcript has 4 exons. The coding region runs from base 162 to 764 and encodes 200 amino acids.
AGUGAAUUAUAAGUGGUGCUCGCCAAAGGGAUAAUCGGUACAUUUAGUAAGCUGAUCGUAGUCGGUGCCCAGCUCGAUCGGAAUUCGCUCGUCGAGGUUCGUGUGUGUUUAUAUUGUUUUCUGACCAUAUUUCAUUGACUUAAUUGUCCUGCCUGUGUACCAUGGCUGACCCAGACGUAGCGUGGUCGUUCGAUGACUUUGAAGACACUUCGGCGGCGACAACCGACGCUGUCGAAGACACCGAGGAAACGGCACCUGCCGAUCAACCGGCCAAACAAGUCGAGGCUCCCAAACCGCCCGCAGAAUGGAGAAAAACUUACAAAAAAUAUAUCGAAGAAAAGGACGCGCGUAAGAUCUUCAGGCAUUGGGCCCGACCAACGAGGCUUCAGUACAAGAUCUUGUACGAUUACCAGCAUAACUAUUAUGAUGACUACAUAGCGUACAUGGACAAACGGCAAAGAGGUGUGUACGACCCAGUGCCACCACCGCAAACGUGGGAAGAACGUGUGCUGAGGAACUGUACCAAAGACGGCCGUCGACUCUCUGCCUUUGACUACCCACCCAACAGGUCCAAGCUCAAUGACUACGCCGUUAUCCCGUCUAUCUGCCGGGCAGAUCACGAUAAGCACUAUUACUACAGGCAAUACUACGACUACCUCAUCGGAACGCCAUGGGUAACCGUAUCGACUCUCGGACGCAAUCCAAACUUACUGGAAGUGCCAAGACCGACUAUCAAAGACCGAUUGCACGCCCAGAACAUCUGAUGUGCCGGAAAGCGACCAGACAGAUACAUUAUAGACGAACGCAUCCUGUUGUAUUCUACACUCGCACAUGUAUAUAAUCACCUGCAACUCAAUUAAAUAAUAAAUACACGUUAACUGUUUCUGUAA